Xyrauchen texanus (razorback sucker) is the source of this 3299-nucleotide messenger RNA. RefSeq names its product SSU72 homolog, RNA polymerase II CTD phosphatase (gene ssu72). The transcript is spliced from 5 exons. Gene Ontology annotation, biological process: termination of RNA polymerase II transcription. Bases 2055 to 2639 code for a protein of 194 amino acids. Gene Ontology annotation, molecular function: RNA polymerase II CTD heptapeptide repeat phosphatase activity. Gene Ontology annotation, cellular component: nucleus; mRNA cleavage and polyadenylation specificity factor complex. The record is from RefSeq and is a predicted model, not a curated record. Lineage: Eukaryota; Metazoa; Chordata; Actinopteri; Cypriniformes; Catostomidae.
CACACACACACACACACACACUGUUAUUGUGCAGUAUCUCCACACACACACACACACACACACACACACACACACUGUUAUUGUGCAGUAUCUCCACACACACACACACACACACACUGUUAUUGUGCAGUAUCUCCACACACACACACACACACACACACACACACACUGUUAUUGUGCAGUAUCUCCACACACACACACACACACACUGUUAUUGUGCAGUAUCUCACACACACACACACACACACACUGUUAUUGUGCAGUAUCUCCACACACACACACACACUCAGGAGCAGAAAUCAAAUGCAGAAUCCGCAUUAAACACUGCUCCUGAGAACUGCAAUACUGCAUAUUUUGCUUCAUGUGCGCUUGGGGGGCAUAAGGUUAAUUUGGGGGGGCAAAGCCCACCCCAGCCCCCCUUUAGAUCCGGCCCUGUUCUGCAGAUAAUCUGCAUACUGUCAGAACACAGCCGCACACAUACACCGGUGAGUCGUGCGUUUCAUCUAUAGUCUCGUUCAAUAAUCCCAUGUACCAAAACAACUGUGCACUCGUUGAUAUUUAAAUGAAUAAUUGUUCUAGAAAUGAAAGUGUAAAGACACUAAUGUUGAUGUUUAACUGCAGUAAGGAGGCAAAGUGUUUCACUUUUAUUAGAGGGAAUCUGUAGUUUUGUACUCCAAUGUUCUCUGUGUUAUACCCAAUAAUUUACAGUGUUUACUCUUAAUUCUGUGUUAGUGAUAUACACAUGAGAACAAACGGGCUGCUGAACAGUCAUUUAAUACUGUGCUUUCCCCCUCUGUAACACAAACAUCAUUUUGUGCCAAUAAAGGGAUUCAUUUAAUAAUAUCCUGUUCUUAAUUUGUCAUUGAGAAAAGGGGCAAUAUUUAAAUCCUUUUUACUAUAAAUUCUCCUGCCCAGUAGGGGGCGAUAUGCACAAAGAAUGUGAAUCGUCAAAAACAUAAGAAGAAGAAAGUGAAAGUGGAGAUUCAUAGUAAAAAAUUACUUAAAUAUUGUUCUGUUUCUCACCCACACCUAUCAUAUCACUUCUGAAGACAUGGAUUAAACCACUGGAGUCGUAUGGAUUACUUUUAUGCUGCCUUUAUGUGCUUUAUGGAGCUUCAAAGUUCUGGUCACCAUUCACUUGCAUUGUAUGGACCUACAGAGCUGAAAUAUUCUUCUAAAAAUCUUCAUGUGUGUUCUGCUGUAGAAAAAAAGUCACACACAUCUGGGAUGGCAUGAGGGUGAGGAAAUAAUGACAGAAUUUUCAUUUUUGGCUGUACUGUCCCUUUAAGAGCGUUUCAUCUGGAAAGCAUCACAUGUAAUUUAUAUCUUAGAAAGAUCAGAUUUACAAACAUUCAAAGACGAUCUGCUGAAUGUCUUAUUGGUGUUUUGCAGAUGAGCAAAAAAACAAAUAAAAUAACUAAAUAAAAAAUACAUGUCUUCCAGAUGUAAACAGAUCAAAGAGACGUCUGGGUGAUGUACGUGUGCUAUCAGGGGUAUUAUCGAAUAUGAAAUAGUUGAAUAUGAGUUAUCCUGUUGAGUUAGUUUGCUUGUUUAAGCUCGCCUAGUGCAAGCUGGACAUGACCACACCAGCAACAAACCAUUCCGUUCCGUAUUCCUGAAUGAAACAAACUGAUGUGUACAAAACCUGAGCUGAUUAUGAUUUCAUACUGUCAAUCGAAUAUCAAAAUUAAUUCAAAUAUGAAUGUCAAAUAGUAUGUGUCUGAGAUAAUAAAGUCAUAGUUGAGGUGCUGUGGAAGACAAUAAUCGUGAAAUGGACGCGAUAUUUAAUGUUUGAUCCGCCCACUCCCUUUUCAUUGGAUAUUCAGUAGUAUUUCGUCCGCCCACUCGCUUGUAAUUGGCUGUUUAGUAGGAUUUCCUCUGCCUACUCACUUGGCAUUGGAUGUUCAGUAUUAUUUGCUCCGCCCACUUACCCUCCUGCCAUUGUGACGACACAGAAACAGCUGCGUAGCUCAACCGCCAUUUUCUUUCCCUCAGUAGCUCCGAGCUCUCACACCGACCCUUCCUCUCAAACUCUCCCCGGGCUUUAGAUAGUGAUGCCGGCCCAUCCGCUGCGUGUCGCGGUCGUGUGCUCCAGCAACCAGAACCGCAGUAUGGAAGCGCACAACAUCCUGAGCAAGCGAGGGUUUGCCGUGCGUUCAUUCGGCACCGGAAGCCACGUCAAACUGCCUGGACCGGCUCCGGACAAACCCAACAUUUAUGACUUCAAAACCACUUAUGAGCAGAUGUACAACGACUUGGUCCGCAAAGACAAGGAACUAUACACACAGAAUGGGAUCUUACACAUGUUAGAUCGCAACAAGCGCAUUAAAUCCAGACCUGAACGCUUCCAGAGCUGUAAAGAUCAGUUUGAUCUGGUCAUCACCUGUGAGGAGAGAGUUUAUGACCAGGUUCUGGAGGACCUGAACUCUCGCGAGCAGGAGACCUUUCAGCCGGUGCACGUGAUUAAUGUGGACAUUCAGGACAAUCAUGAGGAGGCCACGCUGGGAGCGUUCCUCAUCUGUGAACUGUGCCAGUGUAUUCAACACACUGACGACAUGGAGAAUGAAAUGGAUGAACUUCUGCAGGAGUUUGAAGACAAAAGCCACAGACCGUUUCUACACACCGUCUGCUUCUAUUGACACACACUCCCGCUGACGGCAGGCCGGUUGCCAUGGCAGCAGAGUAAUGGCAUGACCGCGCGCUCAUUUACAUGCAAGAACUCACAUGUGACACACAUGCAGUGAUGCGUGUCUCUUCUGUUUACACAACCGUCAGAAGGUCUGUCACCGGUCUCGCACACUGACUUCACCUCCGCAGGAAGUGUUGAUUCGUGAUUCAGAAGUUUGAUAUGUUUAUAUGAACAUUGAGUAUUACAGUUUAUUCUGCCACAUGUGAAUGAAUGGGAAACAAUCCUACUCAAGGACAAAACUUAUUAAAUCCACCUUUGUGGGCUGGUUUUAGGGGUUUUGCACAAUCAGCUGAUUGACCAGCUUGGACCAUCUUAGACUAGAUUAAACCAGCUUAGGCUGGUUCAUAUUAGUUUCUUCAGGUUUUUAGGUCGGUUCUAGACUAUAAUGCAGAUAGUGUGAUAACACCUGAUCUGAGGAGCACAUUAUUAAUAAUACAGUUAUUACUGAGGAUUAUUGCAGCUCAUGAUGUUAUCUUUUCUCAUGAAUUUAUUUGAGAAUUAUUUAAACAUUGGAUUUGAGUCCUGUUGAGGAUAUAUUUAGUGUUUCUUUUGUAAAUGAACGUGAGAUUCUGUAACCCAGAGUGCCUGAAUUAUUCUUGUGAAUGUGAUA